Sphenostylis stenocarpa is the source of this 1236-nucleotide messenger RNA. The record is from the annotation of a GenBank genome assembly. Lineage: Eukaryota; Viridiplantae; Streptophyta; Magnoliopsida; Fabales; Fabaceae.
AUGGGUAAGAUUCUCCGAGAAACCGCGAAGCCAUCGGCGAAUUCUUCAUCGGCGUGCCCCUCUUCGGCGGCGCCUGCCACCACGUCGUCUACGUCGGUGACGGAGACGGUGAGGGGCUCGCACCAGUUCAAGAUCACGGGGUACUCGCUCUCCAAGGGGAUCGGGAUUGGGAAGUACAUGGCCUCCGACGUGUUUUCCGUUGGAGGGUACGAUUGGGCGAUUUAUUUCUACCCAGAUGGGAAGAGCGUGGAGGACAAUGCGACCUACGUGUCGCUCUUCAUUGCCCUGGCCAGCGACGGAACCGACGUUAGGGCACUUUUCGAGUUGACCCUUUUGGAUCAGAGUGGCAAGGAGAGGCACAAGGUGCAUAGCCAUUUCGAGAGGACGCUAGAAAGCGGGCCUUACACGUUAAAAUACCGCGGUAGUAUGUGGGGAUACAAACGAUUUUUUAAGAGAACAGCCCUAGAGACAUCAGACUACCUUAAAGAUGAUUGUCUCUCUGUGAAUUGUAGUGUUGGUGUUGUGAGGUCACGUACGGAAGGUCCUAAAAUCUAUACUAUAGCAAUACCGCCUUCUAGCAUUGGUCAGCAAUUUGGGCAACUACUGGAAAAUCGUAAAGGAAGUGAUGUGAAUUUUGAAGUGAAUGGAGAAAUUUUUGCUGCUCAUAAAUUGGUACUAGCAGCUCGCUCACCUGUUUUUAGAGCACAGCUUUUUGGUCCUAUGAAAGAUCAGAAUACCCAGUGUAUUAAAGUUGAAGACAUGGAGGCUCCAGUUUUCAAGGCAUUGCUUCAUUUUAUAUACUGGGACUCGCUACCAGACAUGCAUGAGCUUACUGGGUUGAACUCAAAAUGGGCAUCAACCUUGAUGGCUCAGCAUCUUCUAGCAGCAGCUGAUCGAUACGGCUUAGAGAGACUUAGGCUGACGUGCGAAGCAAGUCUCUGUGAAGAUGUAGAAAUUAAUACUGUGGCUACGACUCUAGCCUUGGCAGAGCAGCACCAUUGUUUCCAGCUGAAAGCUGUUUGUCUCAAGUUCAUUGCUACUUCUGAAAAUCUUAGAGCUGUGAUGCAAACUGACGGAUUUGAGUACUUGAAGGAAAGUUGCCCAUGUGUUCUGACUGAGCUAUUGGAGUACGUGGCCAGAUUUACUGAGCAUUCGGACUUUAUGUGCAAGCAUAGGAAUGAAGCACUACUUGAUGGCAGUGACAUAAAUGGGAGGCGGGUGAAGCAAAGGCUCUAG